Molecule: messenger RNA, 1864 nt
Organism: Atta colombica
Lineage: Eukaryota; Metazoa; Arthropoda; Insecta; Hymenoptera; Formicidae
Product: angiogenic factor with G patch and FHA domains 1
Exons: 8
Coding region: 523-1830 (435 amino acids)
Molecular function (GO): protein binding
Source: RefSeq, a predicted model, not a curated record
AGAAGUUGAAAAUUGAUGAUUGUGAUUGAUCAAUUUCCAGCUUCUAACUUCUGAUUAUUGUAGAAUGCGUGUUAUUUUGCAAUAAGUCAUUAGUCAUAAAUCAGAAGUCAGACGCUAAAAAUUGACGAUUAUGAUUGACUCGGGUUUAGCAAUUACGAAGGGUUUCUCCCACUCCUCUCUCUUUCCCCUCCUUCCCGAUCGCCCGUCGUGUGCGCCUUAUAUGGAUUAUGUGAAAAUUGGAAAUUGGGAAUCACGCUUCGCGUAGAAAGUUGUGGAAAGUUGUAGUUGUAAACUCAUGAACGAUGAAUGAUCUGAAUAUUAAUAAACAAACAUUAAUAUAUCGCUAUAGAAGCAAGUCAGAGACACCUUUUUCGAUCAAAUUCGUUCCUUUCACAAAAAAACACGUCGAUUGAUAUAUUUUUUGUCAAUUUUUAUGAUUGUGCAUGCUAAAAGUAAAUAAUUAUCAACAGUAUUAUAGGUAAAUGAAGUUUUAUUUAAGUAAAAGUUUUACUUAAGUAAAAAAUGCACAGUGAAAGUGAAGAAGGAGAAAUUGUAUCAGACUUUGAAGAAGAUUUUACAGAAGAGUUACAUAGUUUGCCUCAUGUUAUAACGUUUAUAUGUAAAUUGCGUGACCAUAUUAGAAAACAACGGAAGAAAAUUGAUAAAUUACGAAGGAAAUUAAAGGAACAGAAACAACAAAAUUUGCUCUAUACACAAUCAUAUAUACAUUGUGGGACUCAAACGAAUCCUUUAGAUUUUAAUAAAUCUUUAUCGCAAGAUUGGGAUGUUAGUCAUAAUGUUAAGUCAUCCAAUAUAAUAGAUCAAGUGAAGGAAGUAGCAGAAUCGGCUUUAUUGCAGACUGGUUUUGUUUACGAGCAGACAUCAGGAAUGUAUUAUGAUUAUAAUACUGGAUAUUAUUAUGAUACAAAGCAAGGUUUAUAUUAUGAUGGAAAUACUGGAAUAUAUUACUACUAUGAUGAAACUAGUAAUACAUAUCAAUUCCAUAGUCAAGUCUAUACAGGCAAGACAACUUUCCAAAGGAAGGAAGAAACUGGAAAAACACAUAAGGAUGACGUGAAAAAACGAAAACUUAUAAGUGAAGAAAAAAAUUCGGGGGAUAAAGUACUUGAAGAGGGCGAAUGUUCAGGAAGUGAAAGUGAUGGCAUUUCUGAUGAAAUAAUCCCUGAUGUAUCUACUAAUAGCGAAAGUGAUGAUGAAGAACAAGAUUUAGCAAAAAAUUAUCCACCAUGUAUGAGAAUUAUUGUUAAGGAAACAGAUUUAAUAAAAUUAAAACAAGGCUCCCUUUUCCUCGUAACAUGUAUAGGAGGUACAUUAGGGCGAGAAGGAGAUCAUUCGGUGCUGAUACCGGAUAUAAAUAUUAGCAAGUAUCAUGCACGUUUUGUGUACGAUGAAAUCAAGAAGCAGUAUCAAGUAAUAGAUUCUGGUUCAAGAAAUGGUACAUUUAUAAAUGGCAAAAGAUUGUCAGUAGCUAAGCAAGAAUCUGAACCUCAUGAAAUAAUGCAUGGGUCAAUUAUAAAAAUUGGUGGGACGAAAUUAUUAUGCCAUAUUCAUAAUGGAAAUGAAACGUGUGGUUAUUGUGAGCCAGGUCUUGUUCAACAAAACAUCAAUUUCAAUGAAAAUAAAGCUUCGAAGACGAAACUUUAUAAGGAAGAAUUACGACGUCUGAAACAUAAAUUCGGAAUUGAAAAGGACAAUAUAUCUAGUAGUCAAUUAGCUACGGGUUAUCAAGACAGAGCGCAAGCUAGACGACAACACGUAGGUUCUUCGGAUCCUCACGCUAAAACGCAACAAAGCUCCAUUCACACGUAAGUAUUGGAGCUGUUGCUAAACGUAAAAAAGAACG